AUGUAUCUAUCUAUCUAUCCAUGUUCAUAUCUAUGUAUCUAUCUAUCUAUCUAUCUAUCUAUCUAUCUAUCUAUCUAUCUAUCUCAGUCUGUCCAUGUCUUUAUUCAUAUCUAUCUAUCCCAGUCUUUUCCUUAUAUUUUGAUCAAUCUUUUCAUUUCAUCUAUCUAUCUAUCUAUCUAUCUAUCUAUCUAUCUAUCUAUCUAUCUAUCUAUGUCUUUCUCUCUUUCUCUCUCUAUCUUUCUCUCUCUCUCUAUAUAUAUAUAUAUAUAUAUAUAUAUAUAUAUAUAUAUAUAUAUAUUUCAUUAUAUUUUUCAUUUUUAUCUAUCUAUCUAUCUAUCUAUCUAUCUAUCUAUCUAUCUCUAUUCAUGUCUAUAUUUUCCUCUCUCUUUCUUUCUUUCUCUCUUUCUCUCUCUAUGGCUCUUCUUUCUGGGUGAGGCUAAGAAGGUUUUGAACGACCCUCGUAUCUAUCUAUCUAUCUAUCUAUCUAUCUAUCUAUCUAUCUAUCGUCUUCUCAUAUCUAUCUAUCUAUCUAUCUAUCUAUCUAUCUAUCUAUCUAUGUAUCGUUCUCUCAUUAUCUAUCUAUCUAUCUAUCUAUCUCUAUGGCUCUUCUUUCUGGGUGAGGCUAAGAAGGUUUUGAACGACCCUCGUAUCUAUCUAUCUAUCUAUCUAUCUAUCUAUCUAUCUAUCUAUCGUCUUCUCAUAUCUAUCUAUCUAUCUAUCUAUCUAUGUAUCGUUCUCUCAUUAUCAUCUAUCUAUCUAUCUAUCUAUCUUUUGAUUAGAAAAGGUUUUGAACGACCCUCGUAUCUAUCUAUCUAUCUAUCUAUCUAUCUAUCUAUCUAUCGUCUUCUCAUAUCUAUCUAUCUAUCUAUCUAUCUAUCUAUCUAUCUAUCUAUCUAUCUAUCUAUAGUUCUCUCAUUAUCUAUCUAUCUAUCUAUCUAUCUAUCUAUCUAUCUAUCUAUCUCUAUGGCUUUUUUUCUGGGUGAGGCUAAGAACUAUCUCGUAUCUAUCUAUCUAUCUAUCUAUCUAUCUAUCUGUUAG
Molecule: messenger RNA, 1038 nt
Organism: Acanthosepion pharaonis
Lineage: Eukaryota; Metazoa; Mollusca; Cephalopoda; Sepiida; Sepiidae
Source: the annotation of a GenBank genome assembly